CAAAAUUUGUUAAAAUAAUACUUAUAUUAUAAUUUGUUAGAAUAAGGAAUGCACUGGGAUCACAUGACAUCAUGAGAACGGAACAGUGAAGAUGUUCGCGAGUAAAGUUAUACUUUUAAUUGGUUUGAGUAUAGUCUCGGCCAAAUCUGGUCCAUUCUAUCGCAGGGACUACAUUUACAGUGAAACAUAUGAUGCAUUCUACAAAUUGCACACUACACCACUUUCCUACGAAGACGCAAUAACUGCGUGUGCUGACGAGGGCAGUAAGAUAUUUUCUCAAAAAAUUGAAAAAGAAUGGACUAUAGUCAAGAAUCUGGCAGAAAAUAAAUAUUUGAGCAAUGUAACACAAAUCUUUGUUGGAUUUCAAGAUCCAUUCAGCGUUCGAGAACUUCCAACCGUCGAUGGUAAUACCGCACCAUUACUGCCUAUGAUUGAAGGAUAUGCUAAAAAAUACGGUUGUAGGCUAAUGGAUAUAGAUACUGGAAAUGUUCUUAGUGAAGAUUGUGCUGUUUCCGAAGAGGAUGGAGAAGAAACAAGAGAAUAUUUUAUUUGUAAAAGAACUAUUGAUGAGCUAUGUCCAACUAUUGAUAGAAAAUAUCGAUAUAGUGAAAAUACCAAGAAAUGUUACAAAAUAAACUACACACAGAGGACUUGGUUACUUGCGGAAAAAACAUGUUAUUUGGAAGGUGGUUUUUUGGCAGUUAUUGAAAAUGAUGCUGAGGCAAAAGCUAUCUCUGAACUAAUAAAUGAUAAUAUAAAGUAUUUUGUUGGCAUUGGUAUUCGACAAAGAUGGAAUGGUAUAGAAAUGAAAAAUGAUUAUUUUAACUUAAAAGGAAAAUAUCUUAGUGACACCGGGUUUAACUGGUGGUAUUCUAAACAAAAUCGUCGCUACAAUAUCAAUGAUGGAGCUGACACAUACGACCGUGAAAAUUAUGAGUGUGAAACUAGCAACUACAAUUACAAUAAUGAUUGUGAUAACAAUGAUAUAAGUAAAGAAAAGGUUCUAUGCGGUGUCGUUGUGAAACAUGAUGAUAUAGGAUACAAACCUUCUGAUUGCAACACAACCAAGCCAUUUAUAUGUCAAAUGGAAGUUCAUAAAAACUGGAUAAUUUUACGUUUAGUAUCUAAGAACUAAGUACAGUACAUUAAAAUCAGUUUUGAAUAUUAUUAGUAUGAAUUAAUCAUACAGUUGUGGGACAUGAAGGGAAAGUACCUUAAAUAUCGUAGGUAGGGUAUUUUACUGAAAUAAGACAUUAUGUUAUUUUUUAAAGUUAGUAAUUCUGCAUUCAAAGGUUUUCUAAAAAUUACUUGCCUCGUCUGGGACUCGAACCAUCUUAAAUGUAAAAAACGGGGACUUUUAUCAUAUUUAGAUUGCAGAAUUACUAACUUUUAAAAAUAACAUAAAGUCUUCUUUCAGUUAAAUACUCUAGCUACGAUAUUUAAGGUACUUUCCCUUCAUCUCCCAUAACUUUGGGACACUGUAUACCUAAACCAUGUUAUGUCAACCAUUUUGUUGUUUGGAUGUUUGUGCCCUAUAAUUUCCAAAAAAGCUGGAUAAUAUAAUACUUUCAGUAGGUAGCUACUAGCUCACCUGAUUUCUAGAAAUCACCACCACCGCUACUCUCUUGCAGCACCAGAGGAUUUAUAAUGAAUUUUCAAGGUUUUGUUAAAUUUUCGACCUAUAAAUAUCGAGGAAUAUUCUCAUUUUUCGGGAAAAUCAUAUGGAAAAACGUCGUCUACGGAUUAAGUACAUAUAGUUUAUUGACACAUAUUUGAACGUUGUUAUGGUAUUUGACGGAUUUCCUAUGAAUGGGAACAAAUACAAAGAAGAUAUUUUUUUAUAUCUGUUACAAUUUCAAACAAACAAAACUAUUAAUAUAUGUGCUGAAAAUAUCACAAAUAAUGUUGUGUUCCAUACAAUAUUAUAAUAAUAAACAUUAAGUUCUU
Messenger RNA from Leptidea sinapis, 1947 nucleotides. RefSeq lists its product as uncharacterized. Gene Ontology annotation, cellular component: external side of plasma membrane. Bases 92 to 1135 code for a protein of 347 amino acids. Lineage: Eukaryota; Metazoa; Arthropoda; Insecta; Lepidoptera; Pieridae. Gene Ontology annotation, molecular function: carbohydrate binding. The transcript is spliced from 6 exons. The record is from RefSeq and is a predicted model, not a curated record. Gene Ontology annotation, biological process: biological process involved in interspecies interaction between organisms.